AUGCCCAAGCUAGAAGACGACCGGAGCAAGAGCAAAGACGGCGAGGAAGCGGCGGUGAUGGAGUGGCAGCUGGAAUCGGGCGUGGUCAGCAAGCUGUACGAUGUCUUCACUGUCGCCGGCCUACGCGUCGACGCCAUCGAGCCCGGCCGCGCGCUCUGCUCCUUCACGGUGCCGCCUCGCCUUACGGAUAAAAGCAAGCGCAUGCACGGAGGGGCCUUGGCAUCUCUGGUGGACCUUGUUGGGUCGGCCGUCUUCUACGCCGGCGGCUCGCCGACGACGGGGGUGUCCCUGGAGAUCACCAUCUCGUACAUAAACGCGGCCCGUGCAAACGAGGAAAUAGAGAUCGAGGGGACGGUUCUGGGCAUCGGCGAGAAGACGGGGUGCGUGGUCGUGGAGGUCAGGAAGAAGAGCACCGGCGAGGUGAUUGUGCAUGGUCGCCACACCAAGUAUCUCGCUCUCGCCAUUUCCAGCAAACUGUGA
Miscanthus lutarioriparius is the source of this 480-nucleotide messenger RNA. Lineage: Eukaryota; Viridiplantae; Streptophyta; Magnoliopsida; Poales; Poaceae. The record is from the annotation of a GenBank genome assembly.